GCCCCGCCGCCUAGAGUUGCGUCUCCACUUGGCGGGAUGCUGCGUCUGCUGCGCACGACGCGCUGGGCGCUGAGGACCGCGCGGUUCGUCAGCGGCGGGAGAUGUCAACACUCCAUAGGAGUCGUCGGGGUGCCGAUCUCUCAAGGGCAGGGAAAGGCUGGUGUUGAAAAGGGUCCAGAUUUCCUAUAUAAUGCCGGAUUGGUGGACAAGCUUAUGAAACAAGGAUGUCGUGUCCAGGAUUAUGGUAACUUAAAAUUUGAGACUUUUGCUGAUGAGAAGCCUUUUGGAAUUGUGAAAAUGCCCAAAACAGUCGGUCGGGCCAACGAACAGCUUGCAAAUGUGGUGAAUACUGUGAAGCAAGAUGGACACACCUGCCUUGUGCUUGGAGGGGAUCACAGUUUGGCGAUUGGAUCUAUAUCUGGACAUGCAAGAUCCCAAAACAAUUUGUGUGUAGUAUGGGUUGAUGCCCACGCAGAUAUUAACACCCCACUAUCUACUCCCACUGGUAAUAUUCAUGGGCAGCCUGUCUCUUACCUUCUCAAAGAGCUCCAUUCCAAGAUACCAGUGAUGCCUGGUUUUUCCUGGAUCAAACCUUGCAUAUCAGCCAAAGACAUUGUAUACAUUGGACUGAGAGAUCUUGACCCAGGAGAACACUACAUAAUACAGCAUCAUGGUAUCAAGUCCUUCUCAAUGUGGGAACUGGACCACCUUGGAAUCAGCCGAGUUAUGGAGGAGACAUGUGACUAUCUGUUAACCAACAAAGGGAAGAGGCCAAUCCACCUCAGUUUUGACAUUGAUGCAAUAGAUCCUUCUUUGGCACCUGCAACUGGGACGCCUAUGGUGGGGGGCUUGACCUACAGGGAAGGUGUAUACUUGGCUGAAGAAAUCUACAAAACUGGACUGCUUUCUGUAUUAGAUCUUGUUGAGGUCAAUCCAAAUUUAGGAAAGACAGAGGAGGUGGCAUCUACAGUGAACUAUGCACUUGGAAUUAUAUUAAGCAGCUUUGGAUAUGUUCGGGGAGGAUCUCAUCCCAGUCACUACAAGCUACCAGAACCCUGAUAUAACAGAAGUGGUUUGAUGUUGGGAGCCAUCAUUGCAUUGUCAACAUUGGGAAACACUGAAACAGAGAAAUGAGAACUGUAGAUAUUCUGUUUAUCUUGCUAAACAAUUUCUUGUUCUGUUUCUAGGCUAAAUUUGUAGAUAUAGUAUUACCACUAAAAUGAAUAUAAUUUUUAAAUACAUUUUUAUAAAAAAAAAAAAGAAAACGUUAUUUGCAGAUUUUAAAUGUGGAAAUAUUUAACAAUUUUAUUGCAUCUUAAUUUUAACAUGAGCUUGCAAAAUUAUUGGUGUGAGCAGAAACUGAUAUAUAUUUUAACAAACUAUGCAAAUGUAAUCCUAACUAAAUUGCUGAAAUAAGAAGAAGUGAGCCUGGAAAAUUCACAACAGUAGGGGCAUUAGAAUCUUUUUACAGUUCUUGAUAUGUGAGCUUAAUCAGUAGAAAGGUGUCUAACAAAUCUGAAAUAGCAUAAUAAUUUGCUACAAUGCAUCCCUUUUAUAUGUUAUAUUUUGCUAAAUAUUUAAAUGAAAUCUAAUAAUGUGGCAAUCCCUUUAUAUUUUACUGUAUAUAUAGAAAAUUACAAAUAUAUAUUUUGCUAUUUAUUCCUAAUGAAUACUUUAAAGGAAAUUUAAAAGCUUGGCAUAUAAAAUGCUGCCUUCUACAAAAUAAUAAAUUAUAAUAAAUUGUA
Messenger RNA from Polypterus senegalus (gray bichir), 1745 nucleotides. RefSeq names its product arginase 1 (gene arg1). Gene Ontology annotation, molecular function: arginase activity; manganese ion binding. The transcript is spliced from 8 exons. NCBI's taxonomy places the organism in Eukaryota, Metazoa, Chordata, Cladistia, Polypteriformes, Polypteridae. Gene Ontology annotation, cellular component: nucleus; cytoplasm; cytosol. The record is from RefSeq and is a predicted model, not a curated record. Bases 37 to 1059 code for a protein of 340 amino acids.